GCCAAAGUUUUCCACUAUGGAUCCAUAAGUUUGAUUGUGGAGCCAUGCAGAUCAGCACACUUGAAGGCAAUGGAAGUGGCAAAGGAUGCAGGUGCUCUGCUUUCCUAUGACCCAAAUCUAAGGCUGCCAUUGUGGCCAUCAGCUGAGUAUGCUCGUGAACAGAUAUUGAGCAUUUGGGACAAGGCAGAGGUGAUCAAAGUCAGUGACGUUGAGCUUGAGUUCCUCACCGGAAGUGACAAAAUUGAUGAUGCUGAUGCCUUGUCACUUUGGCAUCCUAACUUGAAGCUGCUCUUGGUCACACUCGGUGAGAAGGGCUGCAGAUACUACACCAAGGAUUUCCAUGGAUCAGUGGAGGCUUUUCAUGUCAAGACAAUAGACACAACAGGUGCUGGUGAUGCUUUUGUAGGAGCUCUAUUAACCAAGAUUGUGGAUGAUAGGUCUAUUCUAGAGGAUGAACCAAGGUUGAGAGAGGUACUAAGAUUUUCAAAUGCAUGUGGAGCCAUUACAACAACCAAGAAAGGAGCUAUCCCUGCCCUUCCUACUCCGUCUGAACUCCUCAACCUAAUCAAGGAGUCUGAGUCAAAAUAGAGAUUUGAGAUUAAAUUUAUGCUCUUUUACGCUCUGUCCUCUGAAAUUUUCCUCAAUUUUAGUGUUUGCCUUUCAAGUAGAUGUUCAUUUAACCUAAGAAGAGGUUUUCAAUCUCAAAUGUUCUUGUUUCUAUCUCGUAAAUGUAAUGAUAUAAUACUUUUGUUUAAGGUCUUGCCCAAUAAAAAUUUUGAUGUUUGGCUUGCA
Jatropha curcas is the source of this 792-nucleotide messenger RNA. The record is from RefSeq and is a predicted model, not a curated record. Lineage: Eukaryota; Viridiplantae; Streptophyta; Magnoliopsida; Malpighiales; Euphorbiaceae.